Messenger RNA from Racocetra persica, 204 nucleotides. The record is from the annotation of a GenBank genome assembly. Lineage: Eukaryota; Fungi; Glomeromycota; Glomeromycetes; Diversisporales; Gigasporaceae.
AAGCUGCUUUUAAACUUGGUGUACCAGGAAAAAAAGUUUGUUGUAAUGAAGAUUAUUUAUUUGAAGUUGAUUUAGAUAAUCGAGAAAUUAGUCCGAUUUAUUGGGUCGAUGCGAUAUUCCAAGUAGUAAGAGCUACAUGGUUUUAUCAAGGCGAUAGCAAUUUUAUUCCAUGCGAUGAAAAUUUAUCUAUCCAGAUUGAGGAGG